UUAGUUCAUCAAACAGCUCGUCGCGUAGCACUCUCCAAUUCUGUCAAGUUGCCAGCCCCGAUUUUGUUGUUGUGCGACUCGGCAAGUCGCUGCGAAACUUUUAUCUGUCGAUUAAAACACGAAUUUAUUAUUGCACUUUUUUCAUCAUCUCGUUUCGGCUUGAAAGCCCCCCGGUGCAAUGGCGCACAAGAAGCACAUGCGGAAAGCUAUCCCUGCCGGCUUCGAGUCCGAGGAGGAGGAGGAGGAGUUGCACGGCAUGAUGGGUAACUUAAAGAUCAAAAAGUUGGAGGACAUCACAACAGGUGCCGGAAUCAACGGUAGAGACUUUGAUGCAUCGCUGGACCUGGAUGCGCAUUUGUUUUUUGAGGAGUUCCGCGAGAAAUGGAACAAGUACUGCAGGAACAAGUCGCCGCAUUUUGGUCCGGAGUUCGGGAAUGCGCUCCUCGUUCAUCACAAUCCACUACUGUUGGCCCUUAAAUUGUUCGCCAACUGCCCGGACAGCAGCCACAUCAAGCCCAGAAGCUUGUCGCACUUUGUGCUGGACACAGUGUGCAAACUGCAAAAGGACUAUCCGCACAUUGGGGAGAAGUGUGAUCCGAACACCAGCAUGACGGCCUUCAACUUUGUGAAGACCUCCAAUCUGCUGGCCCUAAACAAUGCUGUGAUUGAGGCAUAUAGCCUGCACACGAUUUGUGACCUGCUGCUGCCAAAGUUGCGCGAACUUCUUGGCGAAGGACAUCUCAAAGAAGUCACCCAUUGGGCCAUAAGCCUGCGGCUGACGCACGAGUUCGAUAUGCUGGAGUUGGCCUUUCCACUUGUAGCCGUGGAGAAGCUGCCACUGGCCGAGGAGUUACUGGACCAAGCCGUCCAGCAACGUCAGCCGUUUGUCAAGUUUCUCGACUCGCUCCUACAAAUGGACAAGCCAGUCAUCGAAAUGUGCGAGCAUUUUCUACACCGAUACAAGAACAUAAAGAUCUCCCAUCAGGUGCUUACAUACCGGCCGAUUGCCAAAGUUGUGGCCCGGUUGGCGAAGAAGUACGGCUUCGACGAUUCAGUGACCCCCAAUUACAAGUUGACCAAAACUUGCGGCUACCUGCACUUUCUAUACAGAGAUUACGCUAAGGAUCGAAUCAACCAACCCAGCUUCCGAGAGCUGGUGAACGUCCACGCUUACAACUAUGCUCUGCGCAAGGACUUUGUAUGGUACGUGGCCGCGGCCCAGGCGCGUAAUGAGGCCAUCUAUUGGUACAAAGAGUUCAAACUGCAUCCGAGCGACUGCCCUCCGGAUAUCAAAGCCCACAUUUCUAAUAUGGGAAGAGGUGUUGCCCACCAUGUCCCGAAUGCAUCUUCGAACGGAACGGAAGCCAACAGCUGUGAAGUGUACCUGACCAUUGACUUGCCGGUCGAGUCGCUCAUCAUCAUCGAUACGGCGGUGAAGUUCGACGAAAUGCUGAACGAUCUUCAGCGCCAGCAAACCAUAUAUCUGGACUCGGAGUGGUUGCAGAACAUAUGCGGAGAGAGUCAACUGUGCCUGCUCCAGAUCGCCACCGAUCAGUUCGUUUAUCUCAUUGAUUGUCUGGCUCGCGAGAGCAUCCAACCGGAGCAGUGGCGCCUAUUAGGAUCCAAAGUAUUCAACAAUGUGAAUAUCCUUAAGGUGGGCUUCUCCAUGGCCUGCGAUCUUAGCGUUUUGCAGCGAUCCCUUCCGCUACAACUGCGUCUGCAUACUCCGCAUCACUACUUGGACCUGCGUAGCCUCUGGCUGCAGCUAAAAAAACAGCACACCGGCGUGGAGUUGCCCUUCGGCAAUAUAAACAGGGCCGGUGGGGCACUUUCGGAUCUCUCGUUUCUGUGUCUCGGCAAAAAGCUGAACAAAUCCAACCAGUGCUCCAACUGGACAAAUCGACCCUUGCGCCACGAACAGAUAAUCUAUGCGGCCAUUGACGCCCGGUGCUUGUUUCUAAUCUUCAAAACCCUGCAAGCUCGCAUCCCCAUGCUGAACAAGGUGAUCGAGAAGAGCAUCGCUACCAACAAUUUUCUCAAGCGAGGCGCCAACGUAAAAUGAGGCGCCAUCAUCUGCAACUAAACUCAUCUUGCAGCAGGACUCUCACGCAGCGGAAGGGACGUAUACUCCGCCUAAAAAAAAGUAUUUAAGUUAAAGUUGAAAUCGGAAUGUAGUGAUUACCAAGACAGCUUAAUCGGAAAUGGCUGGUACAAAUUAUUAACCGAUCCAUGUAUAACGUAUUUUAUUUAAAAACAAACAACUUAUUUUCUGUAAAUAGUAUUUAAACUUAAAAUAUUCCACUUCAGAGUACACCAAUUGAAUUGUAUUUUCUGUUGCAAUCAUAAAACGAAUUUUUUAUUUAACGCAUAAUCAAAAGUUAAUAAAAGCAAUGGAUAAAGUUAUAGAA
This is a messenger RNA of Drosophila ananassae, 2408 nucleotides long. RefSeq names its product exonuclease mut-7 homolog (gene Nbr). Bases 179 to 2062 code for a protein of 627 amino acids. Lineage: Eukaryota; Metazoa; Arthropoda; Insecta; Diptera; Drosophilidae. Gene Ontology annotation, biological process: nucleobase-containing compound metabolic process. The transcript has 3 exons. The record is from RefSeq and is a predicted model, not a curated record. Gene Ontology annotation, molecular function: nucleic acid binding; 3'-5' exonuclease activity.